Salpingoeca rosetta is the source of this 1961-nucleotide messenger RNA. RefSeq lists its product as uncharacterized. The transcript is spliced from 11 exons. The record is from RefSeq and is a predicted model, not a curated record. Lineage: Eukaryota; Choanoflagellata; Craspedida; Salpingoecidae. The coding region runs from base 259 to 1476 and encodes 405 amino acids.
CAAACACGCACAACAGACGUUUGUCGUGGCUGGUUGCACACAAUGCACACACACACACACACGCUGCAUUCGCUGCGACGAAAUGCAUUCGCUGCGACGGAAAGGAAAGGAUGGAUGGGGAGGUGCGUGGUGGUGGUGGUUGGUGGUGGUUUGGUCACACUCAGCCACAACAGCCACAACAACAGCAGCAGCAACAACAACAGCAGCAGCAGGGAGCAGCUGGGGGAUAUUGAUGAUGAUGACAGAUGACAAUGACACAUGCAAUCCAUCAAGCAGACGAGCAAGCAGGCAAGCGAGCACGCAAGCCAAGGGACGUGUAUUCAUUCACUCCGCUUGGACGAGCGACACGUCCACCACGUGGCUGACGAUGAGGAUGAUGAUGGUGGCUUGAAUAACAGUAUCGUGUCCUUGAGCGGGUGCCAUCACCAGCAGGCCGCUGACAUUGUCAUCACCGCUGUCAGACGGCGGUCGGUGCAAUACACGGGCAUGGAGACAGUGAGCCAGCCCGUGGUCUCCAGCGUGGUGGCUGGAAUCGCCCCAAAUGUGCUGAUGCAGGGCUGCACUGGCACGUCGUGCACGACAGCUUCUCAUCCCACCGACAGCCACGGGCAUUGCACCUUUGCUGUGAUUGAGUGCUGCCAGCACGUGGCCCCACCUCAACCUGCCACAUCAUCAUCACCAUCCCCGACACUGCCAUCUUCAACCACAACUGCUGCUGUGUUCCGCCACCUCAUCUUCUGCCAGCGAGGCAUCACACCGCGGCCACAGCCGUCACUGCACGCUGCCGGUUUCAAGCAGCUCGCUGCGCUGGAUGCUGUUGGCUCGUGGACCACCACACCCGGCAGCAAGGAGGUGGCCACCGUGUUUCUGGUUCGCAUGCAUGUGCUGGCCAACGUGGCGCAGGAGCGGUUCUUGGACUACGACAAUGACUCUGUGCCGUUUAUGAAGAACAUUCUCCACCACGCAAACGACAGGCAAUACCGCAUGCUGCGCGGCCUGAUGGGCGUGUCUGUUUGCAAGGACAUGUUUGCGCCGGAUGCACACGACUUCAUGCGCAUUAUGCAAGCCAGUGCCGCCCAGAUUGAGGAGGAUGAUCCACAACCCACAUACAUCCACACAAGCGCGACCGAGAACUGCAUCUCCGUCUUUGUCAAGAUUGCACGCAACCCAGCACACGGCCUCUCAAAGAUGCUGACGCAUCUGCUUGACUGGCUGCCCAUUACAGAAGACGACGAUGAAACAAAGUACAUCUUCACAUACCUCGUCGAGCUCCUCCAAGCGCGAGAUCCACGCGUGACCGCGCCUGAGAGCCCGGUGAAGAUUGUGCGGGCGUUUGUUUGUGCAGGUGUUGGCACCCCCGCGGCCGCCAACAUGCAGGAUUCGCCUGCCCACGGUGUGUUGGGGCAGUUGACGCAGGACCCCGGAGGUGCACGCCGCGUGCAGCGCGCUGUUGAGGCACUUAGCUCGUCCGCAUAGUCGCCAUGUUGUGAUGUGUCGUGUCAACUUGUGCACCAGUUGAACGAAUGGCUGAAUGUCUGUCGGUUCCUCUGUCGCAUUCCUCUUGUUUCCGUUUCUUGCUCUCUUCCCUCUUCUUCUCUUCUCUUCUUCUGUUCUGUUCUUCCCUUCCUUCACUCUCCCUCUCGCCUGCCUGCUUGCUUGCUUGCUUAUGUCACGCCCUUCUUGUGCUUGCCUGUUCUUUUCAUUGUAUGGCGCUGUGUACGGCUGAACACGUUCUUGGUGUGUUUGGUGGAUGUGUGCUGCUGCUGCUGCUGUGUGUGGUUUGAUUUUGGCUUGUAACUGGAGGGUGUUGUUUGAUGUGCAGAGGGGUUGGCUGUUGUUUGGUUGGCUUGGCUUCCUGUUGCGUAUGGGCACUGCUGUGUGUGUGGAUGUGUGUUGAGGUGUUGAGAGCGUUGUUUGUGGGUUGUGUGGCGGACCUGUUCUUUCCUCAGUAAAUGGCUCGA